AGAUGUGCGGAAGAGUACACCUUGUACUGGCCCUCACUGUGACAGCGGUACUGUACCGGUACACGGAUGCGGGAGACUGUUCCACAGAAGACUGCAGUUAUCUGCACUUCCAGGUAUUCGAGGAUUUCAAGUUUAUCAUCUUGAAUGCCACUUCCGACCAGCAGUUGGAUCUACGCUGCUUGACUGUUAAAAAAUUGCCACCAAUAACGAUUGAUUACGAGUCCACAAUUAGAAGUGCCUCCAACCCCUCCUACCAGGUCAAAUACAUGAAGAACGACGAUGAGAUACGAUCCUCGCAAGUGCGGGUAUCAUUUCCUGAACGCAAGAUUUCCGUAGCAUGGGAAAGCGAAACGUUGCAGUUUGAUCUGCGUUUCUACUACGAAAAGACCUGUUUUGUUCUUGAGAAAAUCGCUCAAGGAGAUUCCGGUUCAAAAUACUACCUCUUCAGCAAUGUUAAUGCGAAGGACACCGGCUUCGAACAGUGCAUGACGAAGCUGAAGGAAUACUCCGGUGGAAACGUGACAUUCCCGAACGAAGGUCAAAAUUGCGAUCGAGUGGUUGAGCAGUUUGGAAAGGACCCCCAAUACUUUUGAAUAUCGUCUAAUAAAUUCUGCAGCACUCACGGACAUCAUCAGACUUGCCAAACGCGGAUUU
This is a messenger RNA of Dermacentor silvarum, 654 nucleotides long. RefSeq lists its product as uncharacterized. Bases 3 to 593 code for a protein of 196 amino acids. The record is from RefSeq and is a predicted model, not a curated record. Lineage: Eukaryota; Metazoa; Arthropoda; Arachnida; Ixodida; Ixodidae. The transcript has 5 exons.